AUGUACCCAACAACCCUAAUUUUAUCAUCAUCGCUCAUUCUAGUAAUUACAAUUUUAAUUUAUCCCCUAUUAACAACCCUUAAUCGAAAAACUCAAAGUUCAGAAUGGGCAGCCACUCACGUCAAAAUAGCUGUUAACAGCGCAUUCCUUAUUAGCUUAUUUCCACUAACCAUUUUUUUAGACCAAGGAGCUGAGAGUAUUGUAACCAACUGGCACUGAAUAAAUACAAACACAUUUGAUAUUAAUAUUAGCUUCAAAUUUGACCACUAUUCGAUUAUCUUUACCCCUAUUGCCCUAUACGUUACCUGGUCUAUUCUGGAAUUCGCUUUAUGAUAUAUGCACUCCGACCCCUACGUAAACCGGUUUUUUAAGUACCUGCUUUUCUUUCUAGUUGCCAUAAUUAUUCUAGUAACAGCCAACAAUAUGUUUCAACUUUUUAUUGGCUGAGAAGGGGUUGGCAUUAUAUCAUUUCUGCUAAUCGGGUGGUGGUACGGACGGGCAGAUGCCAACACAGCAGCCCUACAAGCCGUACUAUAUAACCGCGUAGGGGAUAUUGGACUGAUUUUAAGUAUAGCUUGACUUGCAAUAAACCUUAAUUCAUGGGAGAUUCAACAAAUCUUUCUUCUCUCAAAGGACUUCGACAUGACAAUCCCCCUAGUUGGCCUCAUCCUCGCGGCCACUGGAAAAUCGGCCCAAUUUGGCCUCCAUCCAUGGCUACCCUCCGCCAUGGAGGGCCCUACGCCAGUCUCUGCCCUACUUCACUCCAGCACUAUGGUGGUUGCUGGUAUCUUUCUCCUGAUUCGCCUCCAUCCUUUGAUAGAAAAUAACCCAUUAGCAUUAACCAUCUGCCUCUGCUUAGGCGCACUAACUACAUUAUUCACAGCCGCCUGUGCUUUAACCCAAAAUGACAUCAAAAAAAUCGUAGCCUUCUCCACAUCCAGUCAGCUAGGACUUAUGAUAGUUACAAUUGGUCUUAACCAACCCCAGCUAGCCUUUCUACACAUUUGCACCCACGCAUUCUUCAAAGCCAUACUAUUCUUAUGUUCAGGCUCUAUUAUUCACAGCCUAAAUGAUGAACAGGAUAUCCGAAAAAUAGGGGGCCUCCACAACCUAAUGCCCUUUACCUCCUCAUGCCUCACCAUUGGCAGUCUAGCCCUUACAGGAACCCCUUUCCUAGCAGGCUUCUUCUCGAAGGAUGCUAUCAUUGAAGCCCUCAACACCUCACACCUAAACGCCUGAGCCCUAAUCCUUACGCUAAUUGCUACAUCAUUCACCGCAGUCUACAGUUUCCGAGUAGUCUUUUUUGUCACUAUGGGAUCUCCUCGAUUCCUCCCCCUAUCCCCAAUUAAUGAGAAUAAUCCACUAGUGAUUAACCCUAUUAAACGACUUGCCUGAGGAAGCAUUGUUGCAGGAUCCAUCAUUACAUUAAAUUUUUUACCCACAAAGACCCAAGUUAUAACUAUACCUGUGGUACUAAAAUUGGCUGCCCUUACAGUGACAAUCAUUGGCCUGCUAGUAGCCAUUGAACUAAGCACCCUAACUAACAAGCAGUUUAAGGUCACACCUACAACUUCACUCCACCACUUCUCAAACAUACUAGGAUAUUUUCCUACAACAGUCCACCGUGUGGCGCCUAAACUUAACUUAGUUUUAGGACAAACAAUCGCCACCCAACUCGUAGACCAAGCAUGGUUUGAGACCAUCGGCCCCAAAAGCCUCGCAUCCACCCAAAUCAAGAUAGCCAAAAAUAUUAGUGACUCCCAACGAGGGAUAAUUAAAACAUAUUUAACAAUUUUCCUCUUGACCACAGCCCUUGCAGUCCUUUUCACCUUCAUCUAA
This is a messenger RNA of Xyrauchen texanus (razorback sucker), 1839 nucleotides long. NCBI's taxonomy places the organism in Eukaryota, Metazoa, Chordata, Actinopteri, Cypriniformes, Catostomidae. The record is from the annotation of a RefSeq genome assembly.